This is a messenger RNA of Camarhynchus parvulus, 2975 nucleotides long. RefSeq names its product methionyl-tRNA synthetase 1 (gene MARS1). Gene Ontology annotation, cellular component: aminoacyl-tRNA synthetase multienzyme complex; cytosol. Gene Ontology annotation, biological process: methionyl-tRNA aminoacylation. Lineage: Eukaryota; Metazoa; Chordata; Aves; Passeriformes; Thraupidae. The record is from RefSeq and is a predicted model, not a curated record. Gene Ontology annotation, molecular function: methionine-tRNA ligase activity; ATP binding.
AUGCGGCUCCGGGUCCCGCCGGGCGCUCCCGCCGCCCUCAAGGUGCUCGCGGCCGCCGCCGCCGCCCCCCGCGCCCGUGCGCCCGCACCUGGGCGGCCCCGCAGCCUGAGCCCGAGCCUGUCCCGGUCCCUCCCCACAGAGCGGCCUGAGGCCCCCGCGCCGGAGCUGGAGCUGCGGCUGGAGCUGGACAGCGGCACCGUCCUGUUCUCUCCCAACGCCAUCUGCCAGUAUUUUUACCUGUGCCGGGGGGAGGAGCCCACCGACCUCACCACGCAGUGGCUGGAAUGGGAGGCCACGGAGCUGCAGCCGGCGGUGGCCGCUGCCCUGUACCUGCGGCUGGUGCAGGGCCGGCCGGGGCCCGAGGCCCUGGGGCUCCUGCAGCCCCUCCUGGCUCACCUGGAGCAGCAGCUGGCCCGGAGCGGCACCUCCCACCUGGCCGGGGACGCCGCCUCGGUGGCUGACGUGGUGGUGUGGGGCAGCCUGUUCCCAGUGCUCCAGGACCAGACCAGUCUGCCCAGUGAGCUGCAGGUGCUGCGCUCGUGGUUCGGGGCCGUGUCGGCGUGGGAGCCGUGCCGGGCGGCGGCCGCGUGCUGCCGGGGCGCGCGGGAGCUCGGGGACACCUGGCCCAGCACCCCCCGCACCUGCCCGGCCCCCCCCGAGCCCCAGCAGGACGAGGAGAGCCCCGAGCGGGCGCUGACCGACGACGACAUCGCGGCCGCCGUGGAGAUCUGGGCACGGGGCCCCGCGGCGCUGCCCCCGCCCCGGGAGCUGCAGACACCUGUGUUACCUGUGGAAGGUGAGCAGAACGUGCUGAUCACCAGCGCCCUGCCCUACGUCAACAACGUCCCUCACCUGGGCAACAUCAUCGCCUGCGUGCUCGCGACACCUUCGCCAGGUGAGGCUGGGGAGCCCAGGCUGGGGCUGUGCUGCCUGCACGGGGUGUGCCCGCACUGGCCGGGUUUCGCGUACUACCACGCGGCGCCGGCUGGGCCCGCUGUUCGUGUGCGGCCGGGACCACAGGUGAGCACCGGGCCGCGGAGAGCCUGGGGCCAGGUAGCCCCCAGAGUGAGCCCCAGCGACUGUGCGACCUACCACGUGCGCCCCACACCAUCUACACCUGGUUCCCCAUACUCAGUCGACCACUUCCGGGCCACGGAGGCCCCUCGCAGACCAGGUGAGGGCCCGGGGGCCAGGAUCGCCCAGGACAUCUUCCAGCGGCUGCUGGCCCGCGGCUUCCUGCUGCAGGACACGCUGGAGCAGCUCAGGUGCGAGAGCUGCGGGCGCUACCUGGCCGACCGCUUCGUGGAGGGCACCUGCCCCUGCUGCGGCUACGCCGAGGCCCGCGGGGACCAGUGCGACAGGUGCGGCAAGCUCAUCAACGCCGUGGAGCUGCAGAACCCGCAGUGCAAGCUCUGCCGUGGGACCCCGGUGGUGACGCCCACCCAGCACCUGUUCCUGGACCUGCCCAAGCUGGAGGGGCGGCUGGAGGCGUGGCUGGAGCGCACCUGGGCCGCAGGUGAGUGGACGGCCAACGCGCGGCACAUCACGCGCACCUGGCUGCGCGACGGGCUCAAACCGCGCUGCAUCACCCGCGACCUCACCUGGGGCACCCCCGUGCCCCUCGACGGCUUCCGGGACAAGGUGUUCUACGUGUGGUUCGACGCUCCCAUCGGGUACCUGUCCAUCACGGCCAACUACACCGAGCACUGGGAGCGCUGGUGGAAGAACCCCGAGCAGGUGGAGCUCUACAACUUCAUGGCCAAGGACAACGUCCCCUUCCACAGCGUGGUGUUCCCCUGCUCGCUGCUGGGCGCCGACGACAACUACACCUUGGUGAAUCACCUGAUCGCCACAGAGUACCUGAACUACGAGGACGGGAAGUUCUCCAAGAGCCGGGGUGUGGGCGUGUUCGGGGACAUGGCCAAGGACACCGGCAUCCCGGCCGACGUCUGGCGCUUCUACCUGCUCUACCUGCGGCCCGAGGGCCAGGACAGCGCCUUCUCCUGGGCCGACCUCAUGCUCAAGAACAACUCGGAGCUGCUCAACAACCUGGGCAACUUCAUCAACAGGGCUGGCAUGUUCGUGUGCAAGUUCUUUGGGGGCACCGUGCCCGCCAUGGCGCUCACGGCCGAGGACCAGCGGCUGCUGGCGCGGGUCACGCUGGAGAUGCGCCGGUACCACCAGCUGAUGGAGAGAGUCCGGCUCCGGGAUGCGCUCAGGUGCGUGCUCGGCAUCUCCCGCCACGGCAACCAGUACAUCCAGGUGAACGAGCCCUGGAAACGCAUCAAGGGCGACGAGAGGGACAGGCAGCGCGCAGGGACGGUGACAGGCGUGGCAGUGAACGUGGCGGCCGCUCUGGCCGCGCUGCUCCAGCCCUUCGUGCCCGGGGUCAGCGCCGCCAUCCAGGGCCAGCUCCGCAUCCCCCCCGAGCGCUGCGGGCUCGGGCCCGGCCUCACCUGCACCCUGCCCGCCGGGCACCGCGUGGGCACGGUGAGCCCCCUGUUCCAGAAGCUGGAGCCUGAGCAGGUGGAAGCCCUGCGGCAGCGCUCCGGGGGAGGGCAGGCCAAACAGCCCCCCCGGCCUCAGCCCCCCCUCCAGCCCCCAACACCCCUGCGUCCAGGUGACCCCAAAGUGAUCCAGGAGCUGACGGAGCAGGUGGCCAAGCAGGGCAACCUGGUGAGGCAGCUGAAGGCUGCCCAGGUGGAGAAGGCCCAGGUGGACACCCAGGUGGCCAAACUGCUGGAGCUGAAGCGGCAGCUGGCGCUGGCCGAAGGCCGCAGCCCCGAGGUCCCCAAGGGCAAGCGGAAGAAGUAGCCCCAGUACCCAGACCGGGACAUCCCGAGGAGCGGCCCCGGCGCCUCCAGUAACCAAACUGGGCCGUGCUGGGUGUGGUUGGACGCGUGUAAUAAACGACAAGAGCUGUACAACGGCGUGGAGCAGCUGCAUCCACUUGUCUGUCCGCAGUGUCCGUCUGU